This is a messenger RNA of Trichoderma atroviride IMI 206040, 1491 nucleotides long. RefSeq lists its product as uncharacterized. Gene Ontology annotation, biological process: glycoside catabolic process; oligosaccharide metabolic process. Gene Ontology annotation, cellular component: cytoplasm. Gene Ontology annotation, molecular function: alpha-galactosidase activity. Lineage: Eukaryota; Fungi; Ascomycota; Sordariomycetes; Hypocreales; Hypocreaceae. The record is from RefSeq and is a predicted model, not a curated record.
AUGUUGUCCAAAAGUGCGCUGGUUGUCGCAGCCUCUGUGGCUGUCGUAGAGGCAAUCGACAAUGGUCUAGCUAGAACCCCGCAGAUGGGAUGGAAUAAUUGGAACUCCUUCGGCUGCGAUGUUUCUGAGCAUUUGCUGCUUGACCAUGCGAAGCUCAUCUCCGAGUACGGCCUUCAAGACUUGGGAUACGGAUAUGUCGUCCUAGAUGACUGUUGGUCCGAUGGUCGCGAUAGAAAGGGUAAACUGGUUGUAGACAAGAAGAAGUUUCCUCGCGGAAUGGCUGCCGUUGCAGACGAUUUGCAUGCUCAAGGCUUCUUAUUCGGCAUGUACUCAAGCGCUGGUGAAUUGACAUGCGCACGAUAUGCUGGUUCUUUGGACCAUGAAAAGGAUGACGCUCAAAGCUUUGCGGAUUGGGGUGUUGAUUAUCUCAAAUAUGACAACUGCUACCACAUGGGUCGCUUCGGCACUCCUCUCAUUUCGUUCGAGCGCUUCAACGCCAUGGCAGAAGCUCUCAAAGCCACAGGCAAGAACAUCUUUUACAGUCUUUGUAAUUGGGGUGAGGACUACUCAUACAGUUGGGCUGCGUCGAUUGGUAACUCUUGGCGCAUUUUCGGAGACAUCUACGACUCUUUUGCCCGACCAGAUGAUCUAUGCUCUUGCAAUGAUCCCGCUAACCCGGCUUGUAUUGCUCCUGGCACUCACUGCUCGGUUCUCGCCAUCAUUAACCGAGUCGUUCCUUAUAUCGACCGCGGUCUUCCAGGAGGAUGGAAUGAUCUCGAUAUGCUUGAAGUUGGUCAUGGUGGUAUGACUGAGGAGGAGUACAAAGCUCACUUCACCAUGUGGGCAGCCCUGAAGGCGCCGCUCCUUCUUGGAACCGAUCUUCGCAAGUGGUCAGGUUCCGACCUUUCUAUUGUCACCAACCCGGCUGUGAUUGCCAUCAACCAAGAUCCCCGUGGCCGUGCCGUUCAGCGUGUCAGACGUAACUUCAACGUUCCCAAGGACGAGUGGGGUGUCGGCGAGACUCAUAUCUGGAGCGGUCCUCUCGCAAACGGAGACCAGAUCCUCAUCUUCCUCAACGUCGCCGACGAGGACCUUGACAUGGGUGCUACGCUCGAGGAAAUCUUCCUCACGAAUGGCGUUGGCGGCACUGCCCCUCAGAACAAGAAUGACUGGGCUGUCUAUGAUCUAUGGGGCAAGACUGGUGCUGCUAUGAGCAGUGAGGACGCCCAAGCUGUCCUUGACGCCGACAGUGCUUCAGCCCGAAAGCAGAAGCUACAAAAGCUGAACUGGUAUAAUUCGACCGAGACCUCCUACGCUGAGGGUUUGAAGCGCGAGGAUCCGCGGUUGUUUGGCGAGCGCGUUGGUCUGAUCAAGUCUGGUGGCCGCUUUGACGUCCAUGUGCCCAGACAUGCUGCUAAAGCCUACCGCUUGCGUAGUGUGGGCGGUGAGAAGUUUAAGCAAAAGAGCCAUCUACAAAAAGAUGAGCUAUGA